Messenger RNA from Staurois parvus, 465 nucleotides. NCBI's taxonomy places the organism in Eukaryota, Metazoa, Chordata, Amphibia, Anura, Ranidae. The record is from the annotation of a GenBank genome assembly.
GUCUGGAUUGGGAUGAACGAUGUCAAUUCAGAGCACAGAUUUCUAUGGACAGACCAGAGCGGCGUGCUAUAUACCAACUGGGCCAAAGGUCAUCCAUCUGGCAGCAAUGUUUAUGCCCACGAUGAUGAUACUGACUGUGUGGCUUUGAAAGCGGGUACAGUGAUGGAUGCUGGAACCUGGAUAGAAGAGGACUGUGACCAGGAUAAAGGAUACAUAUGCCAAAAACCUAAAGACCCCACACUGCAUUUUGUGCCAACUGUGGCUGCAGCCCCUAGACAGCUUGAGUUUGGUGAUGCCACCUACACGUUUCAGAAAACGAAGAUGAAAUGGGAUGAGGCGCGGCGAAUGUGUAAAAACUCUGACUCCGAACUUGUCAGCAUUUUAGAAGAAUACACAGCCUCCUUUCUAAGAGUGCAGCUAAAUAAAUUUAAGGAACCUUUUUGGAUUGGACUUAACAGUAAUAAG